Messenger RNA from Hemicordylus capensis (graceful crag lizard), 6326 nucleotides. It is a transcript of the gene SLC25A36, whose product is annotated as solute carrier family 25 member 36. Gene Ontology annotation, cellular component: mitochondrion. NCBI's taxonomy places the organism in Eukaryota, Metazoa, Chordata, Lepidosauria, Squamata, Cordylidae. The transcript is spliced from 7 exons. Gene Ontology annotation, molecular function: pyrimidine nucleotide transmembrane transporter activity. The coding region runs from base 327 to 1268 and encodes 313 amino acids. Gene Ontology annotation, biological process: pyrimidine nucleotide import into mitochondrion. The record is from RefSeq and is a predicted model, not a curated record.
AUAUUGGGCCUCGUUUCAUAUUUAGAGGCCAAAGAGGCGCUCCUCGGACUCUUUCGUGCCCUGCUGCUGCUCCUCCUCGAGCUGCUGCUCCGCGAGGGAAGAAGAAGAGUGUGUGUUGCUGUGGCAGCAGACGGGCCCUCCAUUUCCCCGUAAUUCUGAGAGUGCCAGAGCAGUGCCAGGCCCUCCCGGAUUGCAUGACCUGAGCAGGAGCCAAAUGGCAGCCCUUGUUACUAUCUCUGCCUAGAAAGCCAAGAAGCGAUAAGGGUAGAGGCAGCCUUACCAUCGCCUUCUCCUUUCCUCUUUGCCUUGGACAAGAAUGAGAGAGGAUGAACCAAAAAGACACCCGUGUGCAUCUCUUUGCUGGGGGAUGUGCGGGCACUGUGGGUGCAAUUUUGACAUGUCCGCUAGAAGUUGUGAAAACACGGCUGCAGUCUUCCUCUGUUACUCUGUACAUUUCUGAAGUUCAUCUGAAUACUGUGAAUGGUGCCAGUGUUAAUCGUGUUACUAGAGUUUCCCCAUGGCCUCUCCAUUGUUUAAAGAUGAUAUUACAAAAGGAAGGUCCUCGCUCACUGUUCCGGGGACUAGGUCCUAACUUGGUAGGCGUGGCUCCAUCCAGAGCAAUAUAUUUUGCUGCUUACUCCAAUUGCAAGGAAGCAUUGAAUAAUAUAUUGGAGCCAGAUUCUACCCAAGUACACAUGAGCUCAGCUGGAGUGGCAGGUUUUACUUCAGUCACAGCGACCAAUCCAAUUUGGCUAAUAAAGACGCGGUUACAACUUGAUGCAAGGAAUCGUGGGGAAAAGCGGAUGAGCGCUUUUGAAUGUGUGCGCAAAGUCUAUCGAUCAGAUGGCAUUAAAGGUUUUUACAGAGGAAUGUCUGCAUCCUAUGCAGGCAUAUCAGAAACUGUUAUUCACUUUGUUAUUUAUGAGAGUAUUAAGCGAAGACUCUUAGACUACAAGUCUGCUUCUUCAAUGGAUGAGGAGGAUGAAUCUGUGAAAGAAGCAUCUGACUUCAUUGGCAUGAUGAUGGCUGCAGCCACUUCCAAAACAUGUGCCACAUCUAUAGCCUAUCCACAUGAGGUUGUACGAACAAGGUUACGAGAAGAAGGAACAAAGUACAGGUCUUUCUUCCAGACACUAUCUUUGCUUGUACGAGAAGAAGGCUAUGGCUCUCUCUACCGUGGUCUAUUAACACAUUUGAUUAGACAGAUUCCAAACACAGCUAUAGUGAUGUCUACCUAUGAAGUGGUAGUCUACUUACUCAAUGGAUAGCAAUACUACGAGCUAUCCUUAAGAAAAUGGAAGACCAAAAAGCUUGCAGUGGACCAUGAACUCUCAGUGUGGUAGGUAGGAGGAAAAGCCUAUCAAGAAUAUGCAGCUGUGGACAAAAUGGAAGCUUGAUGAUAGGCAAUCAUGCUAACUCAUGCUGCCUUAUCAUAUGGCAUCUUUUCACAAUGUGAUAAUCUGGAGCUACUCCCAAGGAAUUGCCUUUGAAAACCUCAUAUUUCUACACUGCAACUUUCUCCAGUUGUGUCAACUUUCCUAAUGCAAUGCAGUGAGCAUCAACAACAUGGUUGUGAACAAGGAAGGGUCUUAAUACGUGUUCCUAUUACAAGGCAUACAACUUUUCAGUUCUUGUUCAUUGCUGAUUUUAAAUUCACUUGGUAUUUUACUGCACAGUAAUAUGUUGGAAGGUUGUAUCUGUAUCUGGUUAAAGCGGAUCCAUAAUCAGUCAUGUCUGAAGCUCCAUUUUGCAGUUGAGAAUAAAAUGAAAGUUGAAGAUUCAUGUUAAGCUUCCCAUUUUACUACCUCAGGGUAUCUGACAGGGAGAGCUGGGUUUCUGUCUACAAAAAAGGUGGCCUUUAGUUAGGCAUGGUGGGGGCAGCUGGAAACUUUAAAAAAAGAAAGAAAGAUAAAUCCAGUUGCUUUAAUAUUGGACCCAGGGGUGCCUAGUGUUGAAGGGCCAUAGUGUUUUAAAUGUCCUAAGUAUUUGUGCCCUGUGGAAAGAGCCUUAAGACGAUCCACCUGAAAUUGAAACAGAUCAUGUCUUCUCUUCUCUCGGGCUACUUACACACUGUGCCCAUAAAUCCCACUCCAACAAGGCCAUCAUCCUUAACAGAGUUAAUUAAGGCACUCCUACCUACUAGCUAUGAAUGCUAGGCUUGAUGUGUUGGUAUAGCUUUUAGUGUGUUGCUUUCAGUCCCUGAGAACCAGCAAACAGGAUGUCCUUAAAGAGCAGGAUAUGAAAUGUUCAGUCAACUUGGCAUUGAACAAGCUGCAUUCAUCAGUGGCUUGUUCCUGCAGUAUUUAACCUAACACUGCAAUAACUAGAGUACCAGAACUCUACUAGAUUUUGAGAAACAUGUAGGAUACAUCUUGUGCCAUGUCAAAGUGCUAAUAUUGUGGAUUUAAUAUCAAACCAGAGGAGAGAAAUGAUGACUGAAUACCUUGAGUUCAAGAAUUCCUUUUUGCUUUAUUAUUUGCUUCAUCCUGAAGCACUCUGCAAAAAGACCGUAUAAGUGGAACCUUCUACAUUUUCAGAAUAUUUAUAAUUUUGAAAAUCAGUUUUAACGUGAGUUGUACAAUAUGCUCUGCUAUUUUAAGAGCAAGUCUUGGCUUAUUCAUGCUGCAUCUUUUUACAAAGCAACUUUUUGAAAAUAUUGGCCAACAAGAUGUGCAGUUAUAACAUCUCAAUUAGAACUUGAGGCAUUGCUGCUACAGACUCAGAAGCAGCAGUGUCCCUGUAAAGAACCAGCAGUAGCGCUGCCAGUGCUACUGCAGGUCUUGCCAUUCGUGUCAAUGGGAAUAAAUACGGUAACGCUAGUAGCACUGCCACCAGUUCCCUACAGCAGCGUUGCUGCUUCCGGGUCUGAAGUAGCAGCACUGCAAGUUCUAAUGAAUAUAUGAGAACUGUGCAUCAUGUCAGCCAUUGCAAAUAAUCUAUUUCUUAGAAAGAUAAUAAAAUGUUUCAUGUUCUGCAACUACAGUGAAGAAACCUCCAUCCUAACUAGUUGGUAGCUUCAUAAUUUACUGUUGCCUCUCUAGUUUAAACAAGGAAUGACUCCAGGGUAAAUUUGUCCAUGUGCAUUUUGUGCAAUGACUCUGUCCUAAUAACACAGCCCUCCUUGUGCUUCAUAACUUUAUUGACUUGCAGCUCCCCCCACCUAAGAUCCUAGGGCUCAAUCCUGCUGCAUCCAAGCACUCUUAAGGCCCAAUGAGGACUGUGGAAAAGUGUACUUAAAUUGAAGUCAUUGGGGAUUUAAAAUGCUUCAUAUUGGCAUGGUUGUACCCCAUGUUAUCUUUGGUCCCCUGUCUUUUGAAUCAGUGCUUAGCUAAUGCAAAAUAUAAGAUUUUAUUCACCUUUUGAUCCUGUUUGGCCUAUGCCAGACAUAAUUCUUGAAGUCUUUGGUUCGGAAGAGUUUUCAGUAUUUCUCCUUAUUUGGCCACUUGUGAAGCACAGUGACCCCUGCCAGAUCUUUUCUGAAGGGAACACAUAAGAUGGCUUACUUUCCCUAAUGUUGUACGUGAUCUCAUUUGAGCCCAUUAUACAGUACACUUGGCAGUGUAUUCAUUCUAGUUCAAGGAUGAAUAUGAAAACCUAUUUAAAGGAGCUUUCCCCCAAUGACCUCUGUUUUAAGUUAGUUCUUUCCUGCUUCUAAAUAUUGGUAGCAAAGAUCUUACUGCUGCCUCAAUGAAAAAGAAAUGUCAGGUGAAUAUAGAGGCUAAAUUGUGUAAUGUAAUAUUGUUUUAUAACGCAAGCAGAAUUACUUCAUUUUAAAAUGUGUUUUUUUAAAAAAAUUCUGAGCUCAGGUGGAUUUGGACGAUCAAAUUGUUUUCCAUUGUGCAAUUAUUGUAAAGUCACCAUGCUGGGAUUCCAAUUGAAGUAAAUUAUCUGAUGGUUUCAGGACACCAGAUUCCUUUUGGACAGUUGGCUCAAUCUAGCUUACUAAAAACAUGAGCGAUCCAAGUCCAUCACAUUAGCCCCUCUCAGAAACAGAGUAUCCCUCUGGAUGUCUACUUGAAAAUCAGAAGCUGUGUUAAUCCAGGGUUUCUUUGAUCCAACUGACAAACAAUCAGUAUGUUCAUAUAGAACUCUGAGAUUAAUAAGGAUUGUUUUUGUGUCACUAGGGAAUGCUGUUGGACAUUCUGAGUUCAUGAUUUUGCCUGACUUAAGGAACAUCCUUAAGCUUCUUGUGGCUUCAAUACCAGGUUCCCAUUCAUAGUCUGUAUAUUGUGUUUUGGUGGUUGUGCCCACGCAUAAGGAAGAGAGGGUUGUGUGAUGAAAAGUGAAUAACUACUCCUGAACCUCUCUGUCAUUACUUAGGUCAUGAGGUAGAGGGGAAAUUCAGGUGAACCAGUCCCCUGAUAGUGUGCCAGGACAUCCUCCGGUAAUAUAUUCUCCGGUGCAUGUAUUCUCAGUGGGGACCCCAAACGGAUUUUGUGUUUUGGCAAGUGUCUCAUUCUAACCAUCUUCUAGACCAGGCCUGCUCAACGUAGGCCCCCCAGCUGUUUUUGGACUACAACUCCCAUAAUCCCCAGCCACUGUAGCCAGUAGCCAGGGAUUAUGGGAGUUGUAGGCCAACAUCUGCAGGAGGGCCGAAGUUGAGCAGGCCUGUUCUAGACAAAACAAUAACAACUGGUUAAUGCAUUCUCCUUGCUGAAAUCAGUGUGCCUAAUCCAGAAGUUGAUUGCUUUUGGUGUAGCUACUGAUUCUAAUACCAGAGUAUGAUAGCCUCAUAUGCUUCUUAUCCUUAUCAACUGAAGAUGGGUAAUUGGUCUCCUCUUACUAGUCUUCUGGUCUUCUUCUCAGUCUUCACAUCUGGUUGUAGUGUCUCAUGAGGUGAAUUUUUUUUUCAUUGUAACUAUUUAACCAAUUAUAUAUAUUUAAAUCUUUGGAUACCUCUGAAAUGUUUUCCAAAGAGACUUAAGCAUAGCUUUUCAUAUAUUACAAGAAGAAAUGUUUAAUGAAAGAGAGGAGCUAAUAUAACACAGAGAAGAGUUUCUUUUUGCUUUUAAUUGUGAUUUGACUAUAUUCCUAAGUAAACUGUAUCCUUAAAUAUCCUUGGAAAUUCAUUAUUUGAGAACUUUUUCACACACACAGUUUAAAUACUACAAUUGAAAACUUUCUACUUUAUACUUGGAACAAUAGUUUACAGUGCAGUAUGUAGAUGGUAAGCCUGACCAGAAGGUGGCACUAUAGCAACAUAUCACAAUAGACAAUGAAUACACCUUUAAAACUAUACCUGGUGUAUCAAAUUUUCUUUAAAUGAACUGUACUUAAAUACUUGGUUUAGUGCCAUAAACAUCAUGGGAACAAGCCAUAGUAGAUUCUCUGUACUUAAGAUUAAAAAAAUUCAACAUAAAAACAGCAUAAUAAACAUGCAUCUUGCACAUAAGAAAGUUCUGCUUUGAUCGUGGUUUUGUCUUAAAAACCAAGCUUCAUUCUUGGCUAUGCAUGAAUGACGUUAUAUUUAAAAAAUAAAUAAAUCAGUUCUUGGUUAUGCACUAAUGAUGCAAAAUAAAAAACCGCUAGCACAUACUACUAUAAAUUGCCAUGUUACGGCGUCUGUCUAAAUUUUAUACUUGAGAGUGAGUGUCUCUUAAUAAAAAGGUUUUUCUUCAGUGACUAUGGCUGGGAACCAAAGAGUUACUUUGGGCAUGCUCUAACCCCAACCCCCUUUAUUUUUAAAAGCAGAUUGCCAUGCUAUGUUGCAAACUGCUUUUGAAACUUCCCGUAGUGUAUAAAGUGGUUUCCUUUGUGCCCUAGGGAAUCUGCUGUCUGAGAAACACAGGUCUAAAACUCACUUAGACACAUGGAACUAAUGUGGUCCUUUACAUCUCAACCCAAUAUCAGAAUUUUAUGUUGCACUCCACACAUUUCCUCAGUCCAAGAGAUUGUUGACAUUUUCUUUCUGUUCCUAUUUUUAUUCUUCUCCCUGACAGUUGCAUUCCUUGAAUAACAGUGCUUUAUUUUUUGAAAGAAAAAUAAAGAAUGCAGAAAAUUGACCUGUGCCUAUAUACAUGUACUAAGAAACAAGCAAACAUAUGUAUGUGUCUUUGUGAAUACCUGAAGUUCUGCAUGAUUUCAGUUUUAUUUCAAAAGUCUGCAUACCCUGUAUAUGUGAAUAUCGUUUGAGGCCCUGGGAGUCAUAGCUAUUUGCCACAUCCAAUAUUCUACUGCUCUUGUGAGGUUUGCUGUUGUUCUUGCAUACCAUGUAGUUGGUUGUCAAUGACGUGCUUAAAUACUUUUGUAUUUAUAUUAUAUUGAUAACGUUCAUUUGGACUGUUCAAAACUUCCAAAUACAAUAAAAUGUGCUUAUUCAAACCUGU